Messenger RNA from Scomber japonicus (chub mackerel), 4657 nucleotides. Its product is annotated as NACHT, LRR and PYD domains-containing protein 14-like. Bases 103 to 4578 code for a protein of 1491 amino acids. NCBI's taxonomy places the organism in Eukaryota, Metazoa, Chordata, Actinopteri, Scombriformes, Scombridae. The record is from RefSeq and is a predicted model, not a curated record. The transcript has 18 exons. Gene Ontology annotation, molecular function: protein binding.
CAUUCACUCAGUUCAGACGACAUUUUAGAGUCAUGAGAGCAGAAGGAGGAAAACAUCAAGUGUGAAUCAGGUGUUACUGCUUUACCUCUCAGACUCCAGAAGAUGAAGGAAGAGGAGGACGGAGCAGAGUCUCUAAUAUCCAGCUGUCUGUCUAUGAAGAGUGACCGGUCUAAAGAUCAUAAUCCAGACUUCAGUAAUGAACCUGGACCCUCAGACACAAAAGAGACGAAGAGGAGGAGGAGGAGGAAGAGGAGGGCUGUUUCUGUGGAGGAGCAGCUGUCCUGCUGUUCUUUGUGUCAGGACGUCCUGAAGGAUCCAGUCUCUACCAGCUGUGGACACUGGUUCUGCAGACAGUGCAUCACCUCAUACUGGGACCAGUCUGCUUCAUCAGGAGACUCCUCCUGUCCCCAGUGUGGAAAAAGAUCCAGAACCAGACCUGGACUGCAGACAGACAGUCAGACCAGCACUGUACAAAUAGAAAGUGGUCAGCAGGAGGUUUUAGAUAAACAUCAGAUCAGUCUGAGCAGCAGAUGUGAACGUGUGACUGAUGAGGCAGGAAAUGAAAUCCUCCUCAUCAGCAUCUUCACUGAGGUCCACAUCAUAGAGGGACUGAGUGAAGAGGUUAAUACCCAACAUGAAGUGAGGCAGCUUGAAUUAGUUUUCAAGAUGAAGACCUUCCAUGACGCUCCCAUCAAGUGUCAGGACAUCUUUAAAGUCUUACCUGACCAACAGAAACACAUCAGAGUCGUUCUGAUGAACGGAGUCGCUGGUGUUGGAAAAACCUUCUCAGUGCAGAAGUUCACUCUGGACUGGGCACAGAGCUCCAAAAACCAAGAUAUCCGUCUGCUGAUUCUGUUCUCGUUCAGGUCGCUGAACUUGAUCAAAGAUGAGCAGUACAGUCUGCUCAUGCUGAUCCAAGUUUUCUAUCCAACAUUACAGAAGCUCACAGCAGAGACGCUCGCUGUCUGUAAAGUUUUGUUCAUCUUUGACGGCCUGGAUGAAAGCAGACUUUCACUGGAUUUCAACAACAGUGAGGUCGUGUCUGAUGUCACACAGAAGUCAUCAGUCAGCGCGCUGUUGACAAACCUCAUCAAGGGGAAGCUGCUUCCCUCGGCUCUCAUCUGGAUAACUUCCCGACCUGCAGCAGCCAAUCAGAUCCCUCCUUCAUGUGUUAGCAGGGUAACAGAAGUACGAGGCUUCACUGACGCCCAGAAGGAGGACUACUUCAGGAGGAGAUUCAGUGAUAAAGAGCAGUCCAGCAGAAUCAUCUCACACAUCAAGACUUCCAGGAGCCUCCACAUCAUGUGUCACAUCCCAGUCUUCUGCUGGAUCACUGCUACAGUUCUGGACCACAUGGUGACUACAGACCAGAGAGGAGAGCUGCCCAAGACUCUGACUGACAUGUACUCAAACUUCCUGCUGGUCCAGACAAAGAGGAAGAAGAACAAGUAUGAUGAGGGACAUGAGACGAGUCCACAUGAGCUGACUAAGGCUGACAGGGAACUUCUUCUGAAGCUGGGGAGGCUGGCGUUUGAACAACUUGAGAAAGGAAACAUCCUGUUCUACCAAGAAGACCUGGAGCAGUGUGGUCUUGAUGUCACAGAGGCCUCGGUGUUAUCGGGAUUUUGUACAGAGAUCCUCAAAAGAGAGAGUGUGAUCUUCCAGAAAUCAGUCUACAGCUUUGUUCAUCUGAGUGUUCAGGAGUUUCUGGCUGCAGUGUACGUGUACCACGGUUACACCAGCAGCAACACAGAGGUACUGAAGAACUUCCUGGGAGAAGACUCCAAAGACAGAGAAUCAGAACAAAAUACGUUCCUCGCGAUGAUAUUUUCUUAUUUCAGAAACAUUGAUAGUGAUGUCUUCCUGAAGGGAGCCAUGGAGAAAUCUCUCAGAAGUAAAAAUGGCCACCUGGACCUGUUCGUUCGCUUCCUUCAUGGCCUCUCUCUGGAGUCCAACCAGAGUCUCUUAGGAAGCCUGCUGGGUCAGACAGACAACAGUCCAGAAACCAUCCAGCGAGUCAUCAACAACCUGAAGAAGAUGAACAGUGAGGAUUUCUCUCCUGACAGAAGCAUCAACAUCUUCCACUGUCUGAUGGAGAUGAAGGACCACUCAGUACAUCAGGAGAUCCAAGAGUUCCUGAAGUCAGAGAACAGAUCAGAGAAGCUCUCUGAGAUCCACUGCUCAGCUCUGGCCUACAUGCUGCAGAUGUCAGAGGAGGUUCUGGAUGAGUUGAACCUGAAGAAGUACAACACAUCAGAGGAGGGACGACGGAGACUGAUCCCAGCUGUGAGGAACUGCAGAAAGGCUCAACUUUCUGACUGUGGACUCUCAGAGUCUCACUGUGAAGUUGUGGCCUCAGCUCUGAAGUCCAACCCUCAUCUGACAUUUCUGGACCUGAGUAACAACAAACUGUCUGAUUCAGGAGUGAAGCUUCUCUCUGCUGGACUGGAGAGUCCAAACUGUAAACUGAAAACUCUGAGGUUGGAGGACUGCAGUUUGUCAGAGAUCAGCUGUGCUUCUCUGGUCUCAGCUGUGAAGGACAACCCCUCCCAUCUGAGGGAGCUGGAUCUGAGAGGAAACAAGCUGCAGGAUACAGUAGUGAAGCUUCUGUGUGACUUUCUGAAGAGUCCAGACUGUAAACUAGAGGAUCUGGGGUUGGAGGACUGCAGUUUGUCAGAGAUCAGCUGUGCUUCUUUGGUCUCAGCUGUGAAGGACAACCCCUCCCAUCUGAGGGAGCUGGAUCUGAGAGGAAACAAGCUGCAGGAUUCAGUAAUGAAGCUUCUGUGUGACUUUCUGAAGAGUCCAGACUGUAAACUAGAGGAUCUGGGGUUGAGGGACUGCAGUUUGUCAGAGAUCAGCUGUGUUUCUCUGGCCUCAGCUCUCAAGGACAACCCUUCCCAUCUGAGAGAGCUGAAUCUGAAUGGAAACAAGCUGCAGGAUUCAGUAAUGAAGCUUCUGUGUGAUUUCCUGAAGAGUCCAGACUGCAGACUGGAGAUUCUGGGGUUGCAGGACUGCAGUUUGUCAGAGAUCAGCUGUGCUUCUGUGGUCUCAGCUCUGAAGUCAAACCCCUCCCAUCUGAGAAAGCUGGGACUGAGUGAAAACAAACUGCAGGAUUCAGGGAUGAAACUACUGUGUGACUUUAUUGAGAGUCCAGAUUGCAGACUGGAGGAUCUGAGAUUGAAUGAAUGCAGUUUGUCAGAGAUCAGCUGUGCUCCUCUGGUCUCAGCUCUGAAGUCCAAUCCCUCCCAUCUGAGACAGCUGAAUCUGGGAGGAAACAAGCUGCAGGAUUCAGGGAUGAAACUACUGUGUGACUUUCUUGAGAGUUCAGACUGCAGACUGGAGGAUCUGAGGUUGCAGAACUGCAGUUUGUCAAAGAUCAGCUGUGCUUCUCUGGUCUCAGCUCUGAAGGACAACCCCUCCCAUCUGAGAGAGCUGCAGUUGGGUAAAAACAACCUGAAGGAUUCAGACAUGAAGCAGCUGUCUGAUCUUCAGAAGAGUCCAGACUGCAGACUGGAGACUCUGAGUUUGCAGAACUGCAGUUUGUCAGAGAUCAGCUGUGCUUCUCUGGCCUCAGCUGUGAAGGAUAACCCCUCCCAUCUGAGAAAGCUGUAUCUGGGAGGAAACAAGCUGCAGGAUUCAGGGAUGAAACUACUGUGUGACUUUCUUGAGAGUCCAGACUGCAGACUGGAGGCUCUGAGGUUGGAGGACUGCAGUUUGUCAGAAAUCAGCUGUGUUUCUCUGGUCUCAGCUGUGAAGUGCAACCCCUCCCAUCUGAGACGGCUGGUUCUGAAAGGAAACAAGCUGCAGGAUUCAGGAGUGAAGCUACUGUGUGAUUUUCUGAAGAGUUCAGACUGCAGACUGGAGACUCUGGGGUUGAGGGACUGCAGUUUGUCAGAGAUCAGCUGUGCUUCUCUGGCCUCAGCUGUGAAGGACAACCCCUCCCAUCUGAGAGUGCUGAAUCUGUCUAAAAACAAGCUGCAGGAUUCAGGAGUGAAGCUUCUGGGUGAUUUUUUGAAGAGUCCAGACUGCAGACUCAACUCUCUGUGGUUGCAGGACUGCAGUUUGUCAGAGAUCAGCUGUGCUUCUCUGGCCUCAGCUCUGAAGCACAACCCCUCCCAUCUGAUAGUGCUGGAUCUGAGUGAAAAUAAGCUGCAGGACUCAGGACCGAAGCUGCUGAGUGAUUCUCUCAAGAGUCCAGACUGCAGACUGGCGUAUCUGGGAAUGAGGGAAUGCAGUUUGUCAGAGAUCAGCUGUGCUUCUCUGGCCUCAGCUCUGAAGUGCAACCCCUCCCAUCUGAGAGAGCUGGAUCUGAAUGAAAACAAGCUGCAGGAUUCAGGAGUGGAUCUACUGUGUGACUUUCUGAAGAGUCCAGACUGCAGACUGGAGACUCUGGGGUUGAAGGGCUGCAGUUUGUCAAAAAUCAGCUGUGCUUCUCUGGUCUCAGCUCUGAAGUCCAACCCCUCCCAUCUGAGAGGGCUGCAUCUGGGCGUCAACAAGCUACAGGAUUCAGACAUGAAGCAGCUGUCUGAUCUUCAGAAGAGUCCAAACUACAGAUUGGAGACUCUGGGCUGGUGGUGAUCUCUGUCAGAGUGAGUGAACAUCCAGGAGUGUUGAGAGAGGAUCAGCUGGAUCCUGAUGAUCCAUCUGGACCGGAGUC